This is a messenger RNA of Callorhinchus milii (elephant shark), 759 nucleotides long. It is a transcript of the gene gemin6, whose product is annotated as gem (nuclear organelle) associated protein 6. The transcript has 3 exons. The record is from RefSeq and is a predicted model, not a curated record. Bases 219 to 731 code for a protein of 170 amino acids. Gene Ontology annotation, cellular component: SMN complex; nucleus. Lineage: Eukaryota; Metazoa; Chordata; Chondrichthyes; Chimaeriformes; Callorhinchidae. Gene Ontology annotation, biological process: spliceosomal complex assembly; spliceosomal snRNP assembly.
UAUUCUUUUCUACCUGCACUCUCACCUCAAAAGAUGUAUGGAUCUGCGCCGCCUGAUUUUUGAAGGCAAGAAGAUAUGAUGCAAAGGGAUUUUGGAAAGAAUUACAGAAAGUGUGGGCACAUCGGUUGGAGACUCAUCUGUUGAUAGUGGGACAGAGAAAGUGAGAAACAAACUGUAUCCGAAGAGUGGAAGAUUAAGAACGUGACUGCCUACUGAACAUGAAUGAAUGGAUUACAAAGAAACCUUUGGAAUGGCAAGAAUACGUGAACAAAGAAGUAAAAGUCACGGCGGACGAAAAAAAUACAUUCCAAGGAUGGGUCUUCACAGUUGAUCCAGUCUCAGCAAGCAUUGUCCUAGUGAACUUCCUGGAUGCUGGCAAGGUGUCUGUUGUGACUGUUAUGGGACACGCAAUCCAAUCGGUGGAAGUGAUGAAUGAAGACGGAAACCAUACAGCUGAGAGACUCUCUGCUUUAUUCAAGCCUGCAAACGCCAGAAGCUACAGUAAAGAUGAGCUUGAACAACGGAAAUCCAGCCUUAAAUCUUGGCUGGAGAAGAACCUUAUUCCAGUCACAGAACAGGGGAGUCAGCGGGAUGUGCUGUGUGUGGCUGGAGUAUUGACAAUUUCUCCACCAUACUGUCCUGAAGACUGUAAUAGUUCAAAUGAAAUUAUUUUAUCAAGGGUUCAGAGUCUUAUUAAGUGUAACCCAACUUGUGAACAUCAUAAAAAUUAAUGAGAAUAAAGUUUUACUAUUAAAUUUA